AUGAGCACAGACGUCGCGUCUUCUAGUGUUGCCGACAUUACAUCCUCCGCGCCCCGGCGCAAAUCGGGACGCGUGCCCACUCAGCGCCAGCUCUACUCUCCCACAGGAAGCGCGAAGAGGAAGCGGGGAGAUGGAAAUGAUAGCGAUGUCGACAACAACGCACCCUCGUCGGAAGAAGAGGACUCAGAAAGCAGCGCCGACGAGGAAGAAUUGAAAGAGCGCCGAAAGCAGAGCAGAAAGAAGAGGAGCGCGACAGCUGCGAAGAAGCCUCCACAGAAGAAACCAAAGACCAAUGGGGAAAUUACUGGUCUUGCGAUUCGUCCGGCGACAAACACGAGGAAGAAGGCACCGCGAUCGCGAAAGGCGCCUAUUCGCAAGAGCGCGCUUGUCGAUCAGGACGCUGACGGCCUGUAUGCUGAGAUAUUUGCGCGUGGAACGCGCCUGAACGAUGUCGCCGCGCAAUGGAUCGGCCGUUUUCACGAACAUGAGGCAAAAGCUGUGGCGGAGAUUGUCAAUCUUGUCGUUCGGGCAGCUGGAUGCCAUGUUCAGAUCGACGAGGAUGAUAUCGCCGAACCAGACAACUGCCCGCAUAGGCUUGGAGAGCUUCAGGAUGAAUACAAUGCGGAGCAAGUAACAGACUAUCCGCUCAUAUCAAAGACCAAAGGCGCCGCUGCUUUUCGAAACGCGUUACACGAUUUUUUCAUCGCCCUAACGCAAACGAUAGCCCAGACUGGACUCAUGUACGAAGAGAAUCAGCUCAUGGAGAACAUACAGGUGUGGGUUUGCACCAUGACUUCCGCCACGAACCGCCCUUUCCGCCAUACCAGCACAGUAGCCGCUUUAGGGGUCACUUCUGGGUUAACGAGGAUCGCGAGCGACAUAGCAGAGAGCACGGCGAAGAUGAUGCGACAGAAGGAAACAGAGUCGAAGAAGUCGCGCGCAAACAAGUCACGUUUGGCCACGAUUGACCAAGAAGUGGAGGAGCUCAAUCAGAAAUUAGAGCACGUGAAGGCUCUGAUAACAGAUUGGUUCGACACCGUCUAUGUCCACCGAUACCGCGAUGUAGAUCCUAAGGUUCGAGUUGAAUGCUGCGAAGCACUGGCAGAUUGGAUCAUGACAUAUCCUGACAAAUUCUUUGACGGCCAACAUCUACGAUAUCUGGGUUGGAUACUUUCAGAUACCAACGAGGGCACACGCGCUGAGGUUCUGAAGCAGCUUUCGAAGCUGUACCAUGACAAAGACAAGCUUGCUGGUCUGAAGACUUUCACCGAGCGCUUCAGGGCUCGCAUCGUCGAAAUAGCCACUCGCGAUGCGCAUACCAACAUCCGGGCUAGCGCGGUCGAGCUGCUUGACAUCUUGCGCGAAGCCGGAUUUCUAGAGCCUGACGAUAUCGACACCGUGGGCAAGCUCAUCUUUGAUUCGGAACCGAAAGUUCGCAAAGCUGUUGUUGGCUUUUUUGCCGAGAACGUUAACGCGGCCUACGAACUUCAGAUUGAAGACAUGGGUGGACAGGAAGCGCUGGAUGAGGCACUUACCGAACCAGAUGACGAAGAAUACAGAAACGCCAGGCUUGAAUGGCUGAAGAUGAAGUGUCUUGUCGAGCAGUUAUUGUCUUACGAUGAGGACACUGGGCUGCCUUCGCAGAUCGAGCGUGUCACACCAUAUGGCGCUGAGCUAGGCUUGGUAGCUGCAGGCAUAGAGUCGCGUUUCUCCCUCGCCGCUCAGGCGCUGUACGACGCAAUCCCCGAGGUCUCGUCCUGGGAAGUACUGGCAGGCUAUCUUCUUUACGACCAUUCGCAGACAUCUACUGAUGUUGCAGGCGACGAUGCCGAGUCUAUGCUGCGACGGAAUUGUAAGCUGGAAGAGCACGAGGAAACGGCGCUUUUAGAUAUUCUGAAUGCCUCGGUCCGGAUACGACUGCAGCGGCUAGCCGAGACACAGAAAGACAAAAAGAGGACGAAAACACAGCGCACGCAGGACCAGAUUGAGCAAGAAGAUACAGCUAAAAAGCUCACGACUGUCAUCCCACAGUUGCUGAAGAAAUUUGGCGCGCUGCCAGAAGCUGCAUCCUUGUGUCUUCGCCUCGAGCGCGAGCUCAAUCUAGACGUGUUUCAGGAGCUACGACAGAACACUGCGUUGACGGCGCUGCUGGACGACAUCAACAAACAAUUCCUCACGCACAACAGCGAACGCGUUCUUGGCGAAGCGAUAAGCUCGAUACUGCAUGCUUUAAGCAAUGAUGAGCUUAGGGAGCUUGUCGACAGCAAAACCCAGUCUCUGUGGGAUGACCUCUCCGGGACAUUUGAUGCUUUGCGACGUGGGCGAGAUCUUUCGAUCCGUGGUGGAAUUGAACAGAAUAUUCUUGCCGGCAUUUCCAACAUUGUGUUGAAGAUGUCAGAGCUCGCAAAGGCCUCAGAACCGGCAGUCUUGGACCAGAUCCCCGCACCAACAAAGGCCAGGACCAAGAAUAAGAAGCCUGCUGCGUUGGACACCCCACCUAUGUCGGCACUGCUGGAAAUGCUCGACCGAGGCGUGCCUGCUGACGACUUAGAACCUGAAGUCGAUGAAGCUGAGGAUGCCCUUGUUCGUCAUACCAUGUCAUUAAUGCUUCCAUAUUUCCUCUGGAAGUGCAGAAAUUUCUCGACACGUAUUGAGGCCGGCACACGAAUACCUGAUGAUGAGCUUACGGUAGUAGCAGAACGACGAGACAUUUGUAUCACUGCGCUCAUGCGUAUCAUUGAAAGUAGGAAGGCUGCAGAUGAGCUUCGAGUCGAAGCAGCGGACCUUCUGCUUGACCUGUACAACCUGUUUCGGGCACUGAAGGCAAUGCAGGCGAAAGCUAGCAAGGGAGCAAAGAAACCGAAUGGACGUGCGUCUGAUGCGUCUGAUGAUUGGGAAGCCUUGUGCCAGGAGAUCGACGGCAAGACCGUUCGGCUGCUCCUACACAUCCUGACGGCCUUGGAGCAAAACCUCGCGAAGCGACUCCAGAAGCGGCUCGAAGGACCUGAUGUGGAUGACGACCCGAUCGAUGACGACGACGAACCCGAGAGCAGCGACGACGAAGGCGACGACGAGCAAAAGCAGAGUCAAAAACAGAUCCGCGCUUUACUCGCUGAGGAGCGCCUCUGCACCUUCGGCAGCCGCAUCGUGCACGGCGUACAAGUCGGUUCUCUCGACGCCGACGACGAGAAGACUGUGCGGACGCGGCUCGAGCGCAACAAAUCUAAGCUCACGCCUAGCUGGAAAGAAGUCGUCAGCCACCUUGAUGUCAAUAAGCACAUCAAGGGUAAAGGUGUGAAGAAAGCUCAGCCGGCAAAGGAGUCGGCGAAGGCUGCGAAGAGCAGAGCCAUCGUUGUCGAUGAUGUCAGCGAGGACGAGGAAGUGCAGGAUGAUCCGAUUGAAGAUGAUGAGAUGCCUGAUGCUGAUGCCGGAGCGGGAGCUGAGGUCGAAGAACAGGUCAAUGGCGAUGCGGAGAGUGCGAACGGGGAUGUGGAGAGGGAAAGUGUGCUGGGUGAUUGA
This is a messenger RNA of Didymosphaeria variabile, 3519 nucleotides long. RefSeq names its product cohesin complex subunit (gene IRR1). Gene Ontology annotation, cellular component: nucleus; cohesin complex; chromatin. The record is from RefSeq and is a predicted model, not a curated record. Gene Ontology annotation, molecular function: chromatin binding. The transcript is spliced from 3 exons. Bases 1 to 3519 code for a protein of 1172 amino acids. NCBI's taxonomy places the organism in Eukaryota, Fungi, Ascomycota, Dothideomycetes, Pleosporales, Didymosphaeriaceae. Gene Ontology annotation, biological process: sister chromatid cohesion.